Molecule: messenger RNA, 1749 nt
Organism: Beauveria bassiana ARSEF 2860
Lineage: Eukaryota; Fungi; Ascomycota; Sordariomycetes; Hypocreales; Cordycipitaceae
Product: adenylate-forming enzyme AfeA
Exons: 5
Coding region: 1-1749 (582 amino acids)
Biological process (GO): fatty acid metabolic process
Molecular function (GO): medium-chain fatty acid-CoA ligase activity
Source: RefSeq, a predicted model, not a curated record
AUGGGAAUGGCAACUUUUCCACAGGACCCAAUACUGGUCCAGCUUCUUAUUGCUAGUCAACAUGUUGCUGACCCAGAACCCAUGAUUCACGAUGUCAUGGGCUUCUCGAAAAGCUAUGGGCAUCUGCUUGGGGACAUACUCGCCACGCGCCAGCGUCUCCUGCUGCAGCUUCCUGAAACAGUGCUGGAUCAGAGAGGAUUGCUGAAGGAAGUGUCUCCAUAUAUUUUUCUCUUUUACCAAAGCGCUUACGAAUUCUUGGUUGGCUUUUUCGCCAUACGCGCCCUUGGUGGCGCUGCCAUGCCCCUGUCCGAGGGUAUCCUUCCAGAAGAGGCAAAGUAUUUUCAGUCAAAGACGAGAGCAUCAUGCAUCCUUUUUGGCAAGGGCUGUGAUGUAAAGGUUGCUGCCAUUUGCGCAGCAGUGCUCGAAAGCAAUGACUCGCCUCUAUUUGCAUCGUGCUCCAUUUGCACAGAUGCCGACGCGCAAGUCGCAGCCAACGUGGCAAUUGACGACGCGCAAUCUUUAGAUCCAAGUGGCCCUGGUAUCGUAUUUCUCACAUCAGGCACCUCGGGUCCCCCAAAGGCAGCAGUACUUCCCAGGCGGAGCCUCGCCGUCAAGUACCUUGUCCCGGCGGGAAGCGCCUCCCUCAACCAUCGAGCGGGCCAUUGGAUUGGUGGCGCUGAUACAAUGAUUGAACCAAUCUUGACCGGACAUACCUUGCACUGCAUCGGCUUCAAAGCGACUCUGGAUGAGGUUUUGCAGGCCUAUGUCAACAACCGCAUCACUCACGCCAUGUUUGCCCCUCGCGUACUAGCAAGCCUGAAGGAUGCCAUUGUCGGACCAUCGGGCACCCUCUCAGAUGACGUCAAAGCAAAGUAUUCUGACUUAUUCAGAGGUCUGCCGACAAUUUUGUGCGGAGGAAACUUUAUUGAUCCGGCCGUUGCCAGUUUCUGGGUCGAAUUGACAGGUCGACCGCUUCAAAACUUUUACGCAAGCACCGAAUGUGGCAUCAGAGUGUGUAGCAGUAUCUCUGGGCCUGAAGGUUGUAUCGGAGUUCCCGUUGAAGGUGUAGAGAUGAAGCUAUCUCGUGAGCCGGUGGGCGAAAUCAGGCUCAGAAGCGCGACAAUGUUUACUCAUUACAUUGGGGACAUGGAGGCGACCCGUGCGGCUUUUGACGCGGACGGCUUCAUGAAGACGGGGGACCUUGGGAAGCUUCAGGACGGCCAGUACUACAUCCUCGGCCGUGAGAACAUUGACUAUGUACGUUUCGGGCACUUGGAAUUCCCAGCGGCCGAAGUGGAAAGAGCGCUGCUCAAUCUUCCGUAUAUAUCAGAGGCUUGUGUCAUUGGAGUGCCAUUCCGCAAUCCUCCGCAGUUAUGCGCCGCGAUCAUUCGGGAGCACCCCGCGCAGGACGGCGGCUCCAGCAGGUCAGCAGCGUCAAGACCAGCAGCGGCCUCCCUGGGGGACGUCCGAAGCGCACUGCAGGACUCCGGAGUACUGCCCCUCUAUAUGCUUCCUUUUCUGCUGCGGGUGCUCGGCGAAAAUGAAGCGCUGCCGCUGACGCAGUCUGGCAAGGUGGCAAAGGGCGCAGCGUUGAAAGCUUUCUUUGGGGGAACCGGACCGCACUCGGCUGACAGCCUGCCAACGGAAGUCGAGGUCUGGAACUCGAUUCCUGCAGCAGACAAACUAGGUGUUGCGGAGGGAGAAAAGACUAGGAGAGCCUGGGACUGGGGUGGACUCCAGACGGUAUAA